AUGGCCGUGAUUAAGAAAUCGAUCUUGGAGAGGCUCCCAGGCAAGCUCCCGACCGCAAGCAUACCUGAAGAAGGCGACUGGGACUCCAUUGCUGAGGAAGUUGUGAAAGACCUCAGCAAUCUUUCCACAUCUUCGUUGGCUGCCGAUGCCAUUUGGCGCGACAGUUAUGCCCUCACUGGCACCUUUCGAACAUUCUAUUCUAACGCCACCAUUGCACGAGAAUGGGCCUUAUUAAGCAAACAGCACGGCAUCUCGUCUGUGAAGCUCAUUCCGGGGUCCAGUAGAGUCGUCAGGACUGGAAAUAAAUACGCCUGGCUCGACUGCAAAUUUCUAUUCACUGCUACAAACCCAGCCACCGAAUGCUCCGGAUACCUUUCCUUGGUACCAUCCGAGGGCGGCAAAUGGAAGAUCUGGGUCUUGAGGACAGUCUUAGAGCAACUUAUAGGCCAUGGAAACGUUGACUCACUUGCACCGACUCUCUCAGAUGGCAGGACCAACGGAUUCGCAAACGGGACCACCAAUGGAUCUCAAAAUGGACUUACAAAUGGGCAUUCUGCCACAGCGCUAAACGGAUCUUCAACUUAUGAUACGUACGCUGUCAUAAUCGGCGGAGGGCAGUCUGGCUUGAGCACUGGUGGCCGGCUGCAGGCUUUAGGCGUUCCGUAUGUGAUUUUGGAAAAACACAGCAGUGUAGGGGAUGCUUGGAAAACCAGAUACACGUCGGCAAGGCUGCAUACAGUUCGAGAGUACUCACAUCUACCAUUCGAUCGAACCUUUGGGCCUGAGUACCCAGAGUACCUAGGAAAGGAGGAACUGGCAAAAGGACACAAAGCCUGGGCGGUGAAAUAUGGCAUAAACAUAUGGCUUUCGACAACUGUGGAUUCCGGCUCUUGGGAUAACCAGACGCAGACAUACACUCUGAACAUUCGCAGAGCCGGCGUCGAAUCAAAGGUGACUGCAAAACACGUGGUCAUCGCAACUGGAGCAGGAUCGCAAACGCCGGUGAUGCCUGUGCUCCCCAACCGGGAGAAAUAUCGGGGACUUGUCCUGCAUUCUGCGGACUAUGUUUCGGCCAGUGAGUGGAAGGGGAAGAAGAAUGGCAUUGUCGUUGGUACUGCAAAUACGGGGCACGACGUUGCCGACGACAUGUAUGAGGCUGGCAUGAACGCGACCAUGGUUCAAAGGAACCGCACUUACGUUCUUCCAGUCGAAUAUAUUGCGGAUCGCUAUCAUGCACUAUAUAACGACAAGCUGCCUACCGAGGUUAGCGACCGCAUUAUGUUCACUAAUCCAGUUUCCAUCGCUCGACUCACCUCGGCUGAGGCUUUUCAUACGAUGGCAAGGGGGCAACCAGAACGUUGGGAUGCUCUUGAACGAGCCGGCUUCAAGGUCGAUCCCUAUGGAGAUAUCCAAGAUGCCAUCAAUGUUCGCUUAGGUGGCCAUUAUAUCGAUGUUGGAACAUCUGCCAAAAUCUCAAAAGGCCUAAUCAAGGUCAAGUCUGACUCGCCGAUUGCCUCCUAUACUGAGGACGGGCUUCUAUUCGCGGAUGGCACCGAAAUCAAAGCCGAUGUAAUCGUUUUUGCGACCGGAUUCGUGGGCAAUUUGAAGCAGCAUGUUCAAAAGUUUUUCGGUGACGAGGUUGCUGAAAGAGCGGGCAAUUGCUUUGGACUAAAUGAAGAAGGAGAAAUUCUAGGGGCUUUCAAGCCAACGAAGCAGCCCGGCUUGUGGUAUAUGGGUGGUGCCCUUGGGCAUUCAAGGUAUUAUUCUAGGUAUUUGGCUCUGUCAAUCAAGGCCGAUCAGUUGGGAACACCUCUGCCUGUUUAUCUGGAGAACCAACAUAGACUCGAUUCUGAGUAA
Exophiala spinifera is the source of this 1857-nucleotide messenger RNA. RefSeq lists its product as uncharacterized. The transcript is spliced from 10 exons. The record is from RefSeq and is a predicted model, not a curated record. Lineage: Eukaryota; Fungi; Ascomycota; Eurotiomycetes; Chaetothyriales; Herpotrichiellaceae. Gene Ontology annotation, molecular function: flavin adenine dinucleotide binding; monooxygenase activity. Bases 1 to 1857 code for a protein of 618 amino acids.